This is a messenger RNA of Rotaria socialis, 366 nucleotides long. The record is from the annotation of a GenBank genome assembly. Lineage: Eukaryota; Metazoa; Rotifera; Eurotatoria; Philodinida; Philodinidae.
AUGAUACUUAUGUCAUAUCAUACCCAAGAACUUGGAAGUCAGAGAGAUACUGAACUUGCCGAGUCACGAAGAAAAGAAACUUCUUCAAGAAAGCGAAUCAUGAAUCACCUACUUAUUUGCAUUUCAGUUCUAUGUGUUAUUUUAAUGCAUUUUCAUAUCAAUGGAUAUGAUCAAUUAUAUAUUCCAGAAAGAUUUAUUCGUGAAUCAUGGCUGAAAGAAAUCAAAGUUCCCCCCGAACAAUCAGAUCAAUCCGAUGUUUCAUCAACGGCUGAUAAAAAAUCUACGGAUGAAGAUCGACGAAGAAGAAAUUGUCUGACAUACGCGGUCAAAAAUGUACACCGAUCGCAUAAAUGGAUGUGUUGGUAG